UUCCGUUUAGUUCAGUAAAUUGCACAUGCUGCGAUCUCACUUUAGUUUUAAUGUAGACUGACUUAGCUCCAGAAUGUACUUCUUUUUUCUGCUUAUUCGACGGGCGCACUAUAGUUGGUAUACGGCAAAUACCAAAUCGAGAAUUCGGAUUAUUGUUACCGGAAUCUUUACAGUCGGCGCAAUAGUGCUUACUUAUGUUCAGUGCCGUGCGAUGGUAAGGCAAUCCCUUCAGAGGAACAUACCAACGGAAGGGAGUUCAUUGCAGGGGAGUUCAUUGCAGGGGAGUUCAUUGAGUCCAGGCGAUAUGCGGAUAAAGAUUAAGGAUAUGAUGCUGCAUGCCUGGCGAGGCUAUGCUCGCGUUGUUUGGGGCACCAACGAGUUUCGUCCGAUUUCCCGUCGUGCCCAUGUGGGUGGCGAUUUCGCGUCCUACAAACUCGGUGCCACUAUCAUCGAGAGCUUGGACACUUUGCAUUUGAUGGGUCUGCACAAUGAGCUAAAUCGUUCUCGGAAUUGGAUCGAAAAGUCAUUCUCCUUGGACCGAAUUGAUGAAGCGUUGUCCGUUUUUGAACUGACAUCCAGGCUGCUCUGUCCUAUGCUAACACUCUAUUCCCUCACGGGAGAUUCCCUUUACAUGGAUAAGGCCAUCCAUAUUGCCGAUAAGAUCCUGCCUGCCUUCGACACGCCAACUGGCAUACCCAGACAACUAGUGGUCCCAAAAGCGGGCAGCACCCUCUGGAAGUAUCUAAGCGACGUUUCUCGCACUGCAGAAUUUGGAGCUCUGCACCUGGAGUUCUAUUACCUCAGCGAAAUUUCUGGAUAUCCGGUUUACAAGGAUCGGGUGGAUGCUAUUCGCCGGGUAUUAGCUAAAACCCCAAGACCCAAUGGCCUUUAUCCCAAUGCGUAUUGCACUAGAUAUGGUAAAUGGGAAAACCACAACUGCUCGGUGAACCGACUUUAUGAUACCCUGCUGAAGUCAUGGAUUCAAUCCGGGCGAGCUGAUACCCAAAAUGCUGAUAUUUUCAAAGAAGCCUUGUUGGCUGUGGCGCAAAAUCUUGUUGUCAUCAAUGCCGAGGACGUGACCUACGUAUCCACGUACAGAAAUGGCACUCUUUUCCAUCGUAUGAGGCACUCAGAAUGUUUUGUCGGCGGCCUUUUUGCCCUGGGAGCAACAGAAACCUUAUUGAAGCACUGGGAAAAGUAUGUCCAGAUGAGCAUAGGCCUAACAGAUACUUGCCACGACAGCUACUGGAAUUCUCCCACUCGGUUGGGCCCGGAUACGUUUGCCUUCACGGAGGAAGGCCAGAAGGAAAUAGAGCCGCUCCAGAGAAACUUUUACAACCUAAGGCCGGAAGUGGCGGAAACCUACUUCAUUCUUUGGCGCAUGACCCAUUAUCCAAAGUACCGCUCGUGGGGACUUGAGAUGGUGCAAGCGAUAGAGAAGUACUGCCGAAAGCCCUACGGAUAUACGGGUGUGCUGGACGUUAAUAACGUAACUGCGGAGCCGGAUGACGUGCAAAGGUCUUUCUUCUUGGGCGCCACUCUGAAGUACUUGUACCUGCUCUUUUCCGAUGACGAAGUGGUUUCGCUGGCUCAGUGGGUCUUCAACAGUGCAGGCCAUUUCCUGCCCAUCAAGGGCGCUAACCCCAUGUAUCGUCCACAUUACUCAUCGGACGAAGCACUAGCCAAUCACCAAAAUAUUUAAAGUUUAACUUUUAAUGCAGACAUGUAUAAAAAACUUGUGUAAUCUAAUACUUUCACAA
Drosophila erecta is the source of this 1760-nucleotide messenger RNA. RefSeq names its product mannosyl-oligosaccharide alpha-1,2-mannosidase IA (gene alpha-Man-Ic). The record is from RefSeq and is a predicted model, not a curated record. Gene Ontology annotation, cellular component: Golgi membrane; endoplasmic reticulum. The transcript has a single exon. Gene Ontology annotation, molecular function: calcium ion binding; mannosyl-oligosaccharide 1,2-alpha-mannosidase activity. Lineage: Eukaryota; Metazoa; Arthropoda; Insecta; Diptera; Drosophilidae. Gene Ontology annotation, biological process: N-glycan processing; carbohydrate metabolic process. Bases 74 to 1702 code for a protein of 542 amino acids.